Messenger RNA from Astrephomene gubernaculifera, 5927 nucleotides. The record is from the annotation of a GenBank genome assembly. NCBI's taxonomy places the organism in Eukaryota, Viridiplantae, Chlorophyta, Chlorophyceae, Chlamydomonadales, Astrephomenaceae.
UUCAUGUUUGGGCUAUGGGUGUAAAGCUUGGGUGGGGUGGUGGGUGUGUCUGUACUUUAUCACCUUUCUGUGGAUUGGGGAGUGUGGAACCCGGACGGAAUCGACACGCGCUGACGUAGACCACGGUGAAAGGUGUAUGAUGGGGCGGCAUCUAGUGCGGAGCAACGGGGUUCGUUACACUUGAACAGUUGUCAGACAACCGCAGCAGCACAACAACAGCAGCGGAGUAUGUUGUCAGAAACCGCUAAGGAAAAGGUGGGGCGAUGACGUUACAUGGCCAUUUCCUCUUCUGUGCAUGAGUGCCUCUCUGGCAAUGAUGGCAGUUGGUAGCUGGGUAGCGUUGUCUCUAGAAGCUUUGGUGUGCUAAGCCAGAGCGCUGCUGCUAUAGCUUGGGCCGCAUUGUAGCUGAAGGGUGCUGUUGUUUGUUGGAUUUCGGCAAUCUGCUUGAACUUCUAAAGACGCAGCCUACUAACUUACGGACCCUUGACGUCGUCGCCAUUUUUCCGAGCGUGCUGGCGUUUUAUAAGCCCGAUUACUCGCUGCGACCCUGAUUUGCGUAUCGCUCUAUGUCACCCUGGUCAAAUAGAAAAUCUAUUUCUCUUACUUGAUCGCGCUAACCUUGCCUUGGCGCAGCUUGGUAUUUCACAUUUCUCGUUUCACAAGUUUUGGGCAUAUGUUUCGGGUGUGGGAGGGAAUAGCUCUGGAUCAGCUGCACAUAACUUACGGAUAAGUCCUUUACUUGACCGUUGGUCCUGCGUCCCCCGCUCCAUAUGCCCUGUGAUUUCAGUGUAAGCUCGGGUAAAUAAAGAUGAUUGAUUUGGUGGUUCCUUCAGGGCGUCAAAAUCUGUGUGAAAUUCGCAUGUGUAGUAGUUUGGUAGCUCGCUGCUGUUGCUUCCAUUGCUGUUGCCGUGACAGUGGUCGUGUGUUAAUCAGCAAACCCCCACCGUGUCGUCCGGUCCCAAGGAAAAGGCCCUUCCCUAUGGCCGCCUCACUCGAAGGUCUCGUGGGUGUCUUCUGGCUCAGAGGCCGGGGCCUGCACUUUUCUCUAAGGCUUGAUGUGCGUCGCCGGAAGCCGGAUAAGAAGGCUUGCUUCAUUGCUCUACCUGUGCGCGCGCACGGAAGCUUGGGCCUGCUUGGGCUGUGUUGUAAUGCUGGGUUUACCUGCGAGGGAGCACUAGUAUGUGCGGCGCAGGUGUGCAAGCAAGCGUUAGGACACCGAGGCGCGCGUGCCAUCACACACACCUUGAGACGCGCAGAUACGUGCGCAUGUUGUGUUGAAAGGGGUGGGAUGUUGGAUGCUUUGGUUGUGCCGUUGGUGGGUUGCUGUAGCCGGUUGCAUGCUCUUUAACGGGUCGGCCAUUGUAGGGGGUGUGGGUCGUCCGCCGGAGGAGGAUGUGACGUGUUGGCGCAGCUGUGUUCGUGUGCUUGCCGUGUUACUGCAUUGCAAUGGUCCCGCCUGCCUCCUACCUUGCCUUGUACGUUACAGUGCGCUGUAGCAGCAUUGGAUGGGGGCGGGUGGUUGGUGUAACUGCGCGGCGUGUUGUGGUUCCGGCAUGUGGCACGGCAUGCUUCAGCAGCGGCAAGGCUGACGUGCAGGGCUGCACAUGCCGAUGUUGCUGGAUGGCUCUCCUGCUUUUGCUGCUGUUUCUGCACAUGUUACCGCCGUGGGUUCUGCUUCUGCUGUUUCUGCUUCCGCGGUUAUUGUUGUGUGGCGCGGGCUCAUGCGGGCUCAUGGUUCCAUGCGAGGGGGGCCUUCCGGCUGCCGUCCCUAUGGGAUGACGGCGUUGCCUUAGCGGCCGGGUAUUCGUGGCUAAGUACGUUCAUCAGUAUCGUCGUCGUGGUGUGGAGAGCUAAAUACAACUAGAGGCCGGGCAAGCUUCCUGCGAAGCCGUGAUACCUUUGAUAACUUUACUACGAAUCAUGUUAUUGUGCGGUCCGCGAUGUGGUUAUGGUCGGCUGAUGAUGAAGUUACUUUUACUUGCCAAAGCAGCAGCGUCACUAAGGGAGUCACUAAGUUGACAAGAUGUUUAUAACGAACAUGGAACGGUGUCGAACUGUCGUUAGCAUUGAUUAGCAAUAACGUAUAAUCACCUCUUUCAAGGAGCCGUACAGCCGUUAAGAGAGUCGGGUGCGAGCUGUAGACCUGCGUGCUUCCUUAUAAGCAUGUAUGCUGACGGGAUGUGAGGAGGCUUAUGGGUGAAGCGGUUGUACGGAACAAUUUUAUGUUCGGAGCGUACGCGUUGGCGGUUCUGUUAACUGAACUGUGAUCUUCUGGAAGGUGUUAGGUUACGGGUCUGCUGCACAGACCCGUAACCUAAAUGCAGCGUGCAGUGGUUUAAUGUAGGGUACCCGAGUGGUGCCUCACUCACCAUAAUAGUUUCAGCGUGUUGUUAAGCAGGUUACGAGCCGUACAACGCAGCACUGUCCAUGAACCAACGUGCGGAAUGGUGGUAGUUUGCGGGCAGGGAGGCGGAUCAGCCAAUCUUCUGGUUUGGUUGGUUGUAAAGAUACCCACUGUGUCUAUUGAGGUGAGUUGGUUGGCUCUUUGAAAUACCAAAUGGCGGCGUUUUUGCCGCUAUUGCUGCUGUCCGCUGCUGCUUUCCAGGACCGUACCGAACUGCACGCCAUGGGUAUAGAAUAUGUGUGCGUGGGUGUAAUGCUUAUACAAGAUAGCAGCAUAGCUGCUAACACCUGAACCCAUGCUGCCGAGAUGGAACACGUCCGCGGCUGUUGAACGAAUUACCGUACCAUCGCCCAUGUGUGUCGGGUAUGGCAUGUCGUACAUCGCGGUGCUGCCACAAACCGCCGGUCAUCAUCGUUUGCAAGCCACAGCUGGACGGGUUGCGAGAAUUCCCUGUGGAUUUACGGCAAGGAGAACCGUAGCCGUCCGAUCUACCGCCGUACCUGACAACGAACUCUACGUUUCCUAUUAGCAAGCUAUAUAGUUUCUCGCAUCGAUUGCGACUUUCAUUCGGAUGUCAUGUGCGACUCCGAAGCCUAUGAAUCCUCAAUCACGUGGCGUUCCAUGCAAGCGGUUAGCCGUUAGCGAUUGCUUUGCAGUGUCUUCUGGGAUCAUAAUUACGUGCCACUUGGAACCUCCAGCCAGAGCCCCGUGUUGUAGUACCUGCGAGCUAUUGCGUCUCUAUCUCACCGAAUAUUUAUUUAUUUAUUAGUACCAGCUGUGUUGCUCUCGGCUUAUGACGUUGUCAGUAGUUACUGCAAAAUGCUAGAAGGAUAAUAACAAUCAGGUUACCUUGCUCCGCAUCCUGCUGGCUCUGAGCCAUGGAAGCAAUUAAGGAGGCGGUAGUGCAGUCGCUUGAGAAGCAAGGCGUCUUAGGACAACUAAAGGCACAGCUACGCGCCCAGGUGUUUAUAGCAAUUGAGGAAUACGAAACUGCUUCUUCUGGUAAAGGGCUAUCCUCAAAGACUUCGGUGCCUGCGCGGAAUGCAUUAUUAUCUGACCCUGAUGGCCAUUUGGCAAUCCAGCUUGUACUUGACCUAUUGGACACAUGCAACCUCGCCUUUACCAAAAAGGUGUUUCAGCCAGAGCUAGGCCCCAACGCCCCAGAAAGCGGGCGACAGGCGGCGGCGUCACGAUUGGGGCUGCAACCCUCCAACCUCGAUGAACCCCUCCUCCUGGCCCUCAUAAAAGCGUUCAAGUCAGGUUCCUCCUCCCCUGGAACGUCCGCAGCCCCGGUCAGCUAUGCCCCAGCCUCAUCCUCAGUCCCAGCCGCUCCCGCAGCUCCCACCUCAUCCACCACGACCGCUGCAUCCACGGCUGCCACCUCAGCAGCCCCCACCACCGCACCUCCCGCCCGCCCCACCGCUGCUCCGCUGCCGCGCUUAGAGCCGCUAGCCCCAGUCUCCAAGUCAUCCUUGGCGCCCCUGGCACCCUUGGGAGGCGGCGGCGGAAGUGGAGCAGCACCCGCAGCAGCAGCACUCUCAUCAGCAGCCAAACCUCCGGAACCAACAACGAUAACAACAACAACCACGACAUCAGCGGCAACACCCGCGCCUGCUACUACAGGUCCUGCGGCUCCUGCGAAGGCCACAGCAGCAGCAGCGGAUUCAUCGCUGGAGGAGUCCGGGUACUCCAAUGAGGACUUUGAGGAGGAGCCGGUGGAGGAGGAGGAUGUGGGGCCGGCGGAGGAUGACGACGAUGAUGACUACGCAGCAGCGUUGGGCUUCAAGUCCGCACCGGCAGCGAGCUCCAAACCAGGCGGUGCAGCCUCCAGCAGCAAUGACGACGCGGGGGAGGCGGGGCGCGGCGGUCGGCUGGGUGGCGGCGGUAUGAUGGGCGGCGGCGCUCGGGGUCGUACCACACUGGACUCGGAUUUGAUGGCUGGGGACAGGAGCUUUGGCGUCAGCAACGAGCUCGCCGGGCUAGACGCAGGCAACAGCGGCGGCCUGAGCUAUAGCGCCGACUACAGCGCCGCGGGCGCACCCAGCGACGUGCGCGGCUCUCUGUCCACCAGCCAGGCGCUGCUGUCGCCCCUGAGCGAGGGAGGGCCCAAGCCGGCGAAGCUGGAGCCGCUCAGGCCGCUGGGAGGCAAGCUCUCCCCGCUUGCGCCCCUGGCCCCGCUAUCCAACCCGCUCUCCUCCAGUCUGUCAUCCAGCAAGGAAGACCCGCUGGGAGCCAAAGGUCCCAAGCCGCUGGGUCCCCUGGGCGCUCCGGUGCGCAAGUCGCUGAACGACAUUGAGAAGGAGAAGGAGGAGCUGCGAAGGCUGGGGAUCCUGCAGUCGGGCGACUUGAGCACGAGUAUUGAGGUCGAGACCCGACCUCGCCCGGCGGGGGCGCCCCCCAACAUCUACGAUGCUGAGAUGUCUAUCAGCGCGAGCAUGGAUGACAGCGGGUGGGGCGGCAGUCGUGAGGAGCGGCCACGACUCGCCAGCAAGGCCCUCAGCAUGGACAUGCGCGAGACGGGGCUGUCCGCUUCCGACCGCUCCGGUGACAUUGAGCACAUGGGCGUGGACCUGGCGGAGACGGCGGAGUGGCACUGAGCACAGCGCCAGACGGGCGGUGCGUGCGUCGUGCGUUCUCGCCAUGCUGCAACAACAAGACCAGCCAGAGCGUGAACUCCCGAGCGUGAACAAGGCGUGACAAGUUAAUGAAGUACGAGGCGUCCGGGGGGGUAAAGAGGAAACAACUAACUGACUGAGGCAUAAGGCGUCCGGGGGGGGGGGGGGGGCGGGCGGGGUACCCCGUGAUUGUGGCCUGCCUUUUGCGGGGACUCUGUAAUGGUGGGCUGGUAGGCAGCUAAUCCCACUCGGAGCUAUGCCGGGCUGGCUAGUGGUAAAGAUUGUAUGCGUGGGUUAUAGGUGCUGAUUCGCCGAUGGAGGCAAUAAUGGCCUGAUGGAAAGGCGGGCUGCAGGGCUAUGUAUGAGGCUACUGUGUCUGGUAGAGUGUGGGUAAGGUUAAUUAACCAUGGGACCAGGCUCCACCAUGGGGCUAAUUUUGGACGGGUGGUGAAGGGCCUGCAUUGUGUGCGUGCAGUCAAUACCAAACAGGUGAAGUUUGCAGCGCUGCAAGUGUGCAGCAGAGCCUGCAACGCGAUUUUCCCGGGGGCCAGGGACUGGACUGAUAGCUUAUACACUAUAUGACAACAGUACUGUUGCGUCAUGGCUACGAGCGAGCAAGUGGAAAGGGAGGAAUGUGUGCGUGACUUUUGUGUAUUACGACAACUGGCGUGUUUGAUUCGUGCGUGAUCACAGGGAGUACCGGUAGUUUAUAUGGAUCCAUUUGCAGGGCCUUCCGAAAGCCUGCGGCUCCUUACUACUCAUGGUGUAUUGACUCAGAUGUGCCGUGCAUUGGACGUCUGAUGUGUGCCGUACAAGGAGUGACGGACUUCUUCCCUCAGCCUCUGGCGUGAGCCCGGUUGAAGCAGAUCUUGGUGGUAGUAGCAAAUAACUCAAUUAUUUGCUGAUUU